Molecule: messenger RNA, 3501 nt
Organism: Eremomyces bilateralis CBS 781.70
Lineage: Eukaryota; Fungi; Ascomycota; Dothideomycetes; Eremomycetales; Eremomycetaceae
Exons: 5
Coding region: 1-3501 (1166 amino acids)
Biological process (GO): regulation of DNA-templated transcription
Molecular function (GO): DNA-binding transcription factor activity, RNA polymerase II-specific; zinc ion binding
Source: RefSeq, a predicted model, not a curated record
AUGGUGGACGUUGAUCCGCGGGACAUCAAGCGCCCGCGUUACGAGAACUACUAUCCUCCUGCGCAACAUCAACCACCCAAUAUCGGUGGCCCUCAACCGCAUUCAUCUUCCACUCCAGGACCUCCUCCACCACCUGGCGGAUAUCCAUACGGUCAUCCGCCACCAUCGUUUGCCUCACGUCCGCCGCCCCCUCCUCAUGUGCCCGCUCCGCGUGAACCCAGCCGCGAACCUCCGAUCGCCAGUGAACCAACUGUGACUGCCUCCGGUCCCGAUGUUAGGCUCCAUGGCGCGCCAGUGAACAAUCCGGGGAGGAACUUUCCGAUCGAGACCCGAGUUCCUCCAAACACCGCCCAAGGCCCACCGGAGAUGCAGCGGCCGCCGUCGGGUCAAGGUCCGCCUCGCGAGCUACCCCCUCCAAACCUUGGGCAAGGCUUUCCGACUCCAGGACCGCCGAUUCCAGCGCCGGGACCGCCAAAUAUGCCACCAAUGGAGCAACCAGGUCCCCAUGUUCCGUUCCAACCCCCCCCCGCCUACCCUCCUGAGCAAAUGCCGAACGGAGUUGGACCCAAUGGCUUCCAUGUGGCCCACCAUGCGGAAGGAUUCCAUCCCCAUCCCCCUCAUUUCCCGCAAACGCAAGGACCGGUGAUGUUCGCGCAAUAUGCAGCCCCUACGGCAGGAGAGUCGGCGUCGGCGUCCAAGAAACGCCAGACUCGAGCGCAAGUGGCUUGCACCAACUGUCGGGCAAAGAAACAGCGGUGCGAUGAAGUGAAGCCGUUUUGUUCGUACUGCAAGCAAAACGACUUGACGUGUCAUUACACCGACGUUGCGGCGCCAAAAGCGGAUAAGCAGCUGAAUGACCUGCAGGGCUAUCUAAAAGACGGUUUCGAUAUGAUGCAGCAAACGCUGCAGCAUUUCAAUCGAAGAUUUGAGCGCAUUGAUGAGAAGCUCAAUCUACCGCCGAUGGAUCUGGAGAUGCAAUCCCCUCGCAAGGCUGACCCAGAUCCGGAUUCUGAUACUAUGGAAGACGUGGAUGAGCCAAAACCCCUCCUUGGGAAACGCCCACCCGCUCUCCAUCGGCAUUCGAUUGCGGAGGGAAUGGCGGACCCAUCGCAGGCUCGUCCCGAGUUUGCUCGACCGGCUGAAUUACACGGCACUCCCGGCGUGGCCAAGCAAUCAGUGGAUCCUGAUACGGAUCCAUUGGCAGAAAAGCGUGCCGUUGAAGAAACCCCGGCGGAGGGUUCAGACGAACACAGGACGGGCGUCCAUCAUCUGGUGAAGGAGUGGAAAGCUAUUCGAGACCUGUUCCGCGCGUGCGGUAUAGACAGUAAGAAUUAUGCAUCGGACUCUGAGGUUCGACAGGGAGCGAUCCGGUUGUAUGGUAUCGGUCAGGGUCGCGAGACGGACCUGAAUGUCAUUCAGUCGCCCUCUAGUACGCAUCCGAUGGAAGAUGUCAGUCCGGCGCCGUCCGGGCCCGAUCGAGACGGGCUGUGGGGCGGGUUAUUCCAGAUGAAGCCGAAUCUCGAUUUCCGAUCCGGAAGCUCGAUGCAAAGUGAGCAUAUCGGCGGGCUCAAUCCGGAUGGAUCGCUGAAUCUGGAUGCGGCGGUCGUUCGACGGCUAAAACUAUCAUAUCUCAACACGAUGCAUACCCUCCAUCCUUUCCUCCCGGCCGACGAGCUCAACAUAAUUGUGGAAUCCUUCAUCGCACACUACAGCCCUCAAAAUUCCCCCAGGUUCGUCCAUGCGGGCCUAUCAGGAGGGACAUUCGAGGCUGCGGGAAUGAAGCGGAAGCACUCGUCAGGUGGGUAUACCAGCCGGCAAACGCCCGACCGUACGAUCAAGAACGCCGUCGUAUUGCUCGUCAUGGCCCUCGGGAAGAUGCUUGAGUAUACGGAAUGGCUUCCUCCUAUCCCGCUUGGACCCGACGAGCACCCUCAUCCGCAAUCACCUUGGAACCACACCAGCGUCGAGUCACCGCCCGGAUUCGUCCGUCCGUCGCCUCCGUCGUCGGGGAGUGGGUAUCCCUCGCCGAUGAUGGACCACCACACACCAGGAAGCCGACGACCCUCGAGUGGCGGCUUGCCGCCCGAUCGGCGGGAUGCAGGUCAUGUUCCGUAUUCGGAGACGCCGAGGAGAAACGUGGACAUCAUCCCAGGACUGGCGUAUUUUUCCCACGCGAGCGGGAUUCUUGGGGACCACAUUUCGGCGAUCGGACUGGCGACCAUUCGAGAUGUCCAUGCGUAUCUGCUCGGUGGCCUGUACAUGGGACAGCUGUGCCGACCGCUUCAGAGCCAUAACAUGAUUCUGAUGGCGUCUCGGCUGUGUCUGAACAUCGUUCGAUUGGAUAUCGACUGCCUUCGAAACGAAGCUACCGAGGCGUACAAACCACCGAAGCCUACCACUCCAUGGAAGGCUCGAGAUCUCGAGAACAUCAAAUUCGUGUACUGGACAUGUCUCCAGCUAGAGGGGUACGAUACAGAUUGCGCGGUCACGAUUUUCGCGCCGACUAACGCUGCUUGUAGCGACAUUCGAGCCGAGUUUGAUGAGUUCGAGGCCAGCGGUAUCACCAAAUAUAGCAGCGAUAUCGGCUUUCCACACAAAGUGACGCCACCGGCGCAUUUGAGAGAGGAGAUUCCGGUGUACGACGAUAACUCCAGCCCAGAGAAUCGAAUGAUUAGGUACUACAGCAUGCAGAACUACCUCCGAGUGCAGCUGAAUCGGGUCCAUUCGAACCUCUACACCAUCGAUCGGAAAUCGAUGAUCUAUAACUCGGUGAAACUCCAAAAAGUCAUCUACAACGGCGUGAUCCUAUGGCGGGAUUCUCUCCAGCGCCUCGCACCAUUCAUGGCUUGGUCCGACGUCCACCACCUAUCGACUGUGCUCAACGACGCCCGGAUUCGCGGCAAGUUCUACGGCAGCGGCUACGUUAUAUCUCGGCCAUAUCUCCAUCAAGCGAUCCAUAGCUUCUCGAAAGAGCAGAUCGACCAACUGGAACCCGGGGUGUUGUCGUCUCAAUGCGAGAUGCUCCCCGAUCUCCCGCCGUUUGGCUCGGAGAUCACGAAAGAGCAGACGCUCAUUCCGAAGCCGGAGGAAGUGGUGAUGGCGGCCAAAUGCUGUUUAUGGUUUGCGCAGAAGAGUACGACGGUGUUUGAUGGGUUGAAAGGCCGGUGGUUGAUCACCAACGUACACGGAACCAUCACUGCGCAAUUCGGCAACGUGCUCGUCCUCUACGCCGCCCACCAAUCGUUCCUCCGCAAGUGCAUCCCCACUCACGAACUAAUCCGACUCAUGGACCGCACCAUCGACAUUUUGGACCAUCUCUCCAACCUCUCCAACAUCAUGCGAAUCAACGCAAUGAUCUUAAAGAAGGCCCGCGCCAUCAUCUCGGGUUCCGAACCGACGCCGGAUUACCCGGAUACCCCGGUAGAUCAUUUCACCAACCCGAACCCGAGGGCGGCGAGCUUGCCGCACUCGGCGAAUACGUCCUUCGGCCGUGGGUCGUAA